Symbiodinium pilosum is the source of this 315-nucleotide messenger RNA. Lineage: Eukaryota; Dinophyceae; Suessiales; Symbiodiniaceae. The record is from the annotation of a GenBank genome assembly.
AUGCGUGAGCUCGUGCACGUGCAGGGUGGCCAGUGCGGCAACCAGAUCGGUGCCAAGUUCUGGGAGGUGAUCGCCGAUGAGCACGGCAUCGAUCCCACAGGUACCUAUCACGGAGAUUCUGACCUGCAGCUCGAGCGUAUCAAUGUGUACUUCAACGAGGCGACAGGCGGACGUUACGUUCCUCGUGCGGUCCUGAUGGAUCUUGAGCCAGGAACCAUGGACUCCGUCCGAGCCGGCCCUUUCGGCCAGCUGUUCCGCCCGGACAACUUUGUCUUUGGUCAGACAGGAGCUGGCAACAACUGGGCCAAGGGUCUG